Messenger RNA from Huiozyma naganishii CBS 8797, 570 nucleotides. RefSeq names its product methylated-DNA--protein-cysteine methyltransferase (gene MGT1). Gene Ontology annotation, biological process: DNA repair. The record is from RefSeq and is a predicted model, not a curated record. NCBI's taxonomy places the organism in Eukaryota, Fungi, Ascomycota, Saccharomycetes, Saccharomycetales, Saccharomycetaceae. Bases 1 to 570 code for a protein of 189 amino acids. The transcript has a single exon. Gene Ontology annotation, molecular function: catalytic activity.
AUGACUGUUGCCAAGGGGGACACGUUCCGUUACUUCUUUGUGAGGGGCCGCAUUACCUCUGCGGUCGCUGCUUCUCGCAAGUCCGACGGUAAGCUCGUGUACGCUGCUUUGGGGGACGACGAAUCUCAACUGCUCCAGCACUUGCACGAGGACUUCAAGAAGCUGUACAGGAGGCUGGACCGUGCGUUCGAGCUCACCGAGGCUGAAGAUGGUGAAGAUGCGGGAAGUGGGGUGCUCACGGAGCAGUACAAGCAGUGGCUCGACGGGACCGCAUGGCCAGCUAUCAGGCACGACCUGAUCUUCGGGACUCCGUUCCAACACACGGUAUGGGCGCAGAUGCUCAAGUUGCACCGCGGGCAGACCACUACGUACAGUGCCCUAGCGAAGGGGAUCGGCAGACCGACCGCGUCCAGGGCUGUCGCGAGCGCUUGUAAGGCCAACGAGAUCGCACUUAUCGUGCCCUGCCACAUGGUGCUUAACAGUAAGCUGGGUAUCUCCGGUUACAAGUGGGGAGGGCCCGUUUUGAAGCGGAAGCUCAUCGCAAGGGAGACCCAGCCGCAUGGUAUGUAA